Cajanus cajan (pigeon pea) is the source of this 1247-nucleotide messenger RNA. RefSeq names its product vesicle-associated protein 2-2. The record is from RefSeq and is a predicted model, not a curated record. Gene Ontology annotation, cellular component: endoplasmic reticulum membrane; plasma membrane. Lineage: Eukaryota; Viridiplantae; Streptophyta; Magnoliopsida; Fabales; Fabaceae. Gene Ontology annotation, biological process: endoplasmic reticulum membrane organization.
CACAAGUCACAACUCACAACUCACAACUCACAACUCAACUCAACAACAACACUUGUUCAUUCUUUCUUUUUCUUUUCUCACCAUUCAAACAAUUAGGGUUGUAUGUAAUAACUCUCAUUUCUUUCUUCUUCUUUUUCUUCUUCAGUUUCACAUAACAGCCAUGACUACAGAACUUCUUCAAAUCGAACCCGCCGACCUCCGAUUUCUCUUCGAAUUAAAGAAACAAAGUUCAUGCUUGGUUCAACUCCGGAACGCCACUCAUCACUAUAUUGCUUUUAAGGUAAAAACGACGUCGCCCAAGAAAUAUUGCGUCAGGCCCAACAUUGGCAUCAUCAAGCCCAAUCAAAAAUCUGAUUUUACUGUUACUAUGCAAGCUCAGCGCACGGCACCGCCUGAUAUGCAGUGCAAAGACAAAUUUCUGAUUCAGAGCACAGUUGUCCCGUUUGGGACUACAGAAGAUGACAUUACGUCUGAUAUGUUUGCAAAAGACAAUGGAAAGUAUAUUGAGGAGAAGAAACUAAGGGUAAUCCUCAUCAGCCCACCAUCUUCUCCGGUGUUGCUUCCAGUAAAUGCUGAUAUGAAGCAUGAUCCAUCCAACGAAAUUAAUGUGCAAAAAGAUAGGGUGCCCAGUGGAGUUGAAAACAUACCUCCCCCUCGUAGAGUUUCUGAGGAAGUUAAAGGUUUGGAAACAGCACAGGAUACUAAGGAGGGUAGAGCUGAUGAGGAUAUUGUCCCAAGACAAGUUGAGAAUGUUGGUGACAUGAAGCCAGCAAAAGGUGAUGUGGAGUUGAAUUUAACUAACGAAUCUGAGGAAUCGAAGUCAAAGCUUAGUAUAAUGGAUUCGAAGCUAAGAGAGGCUGAGGUAACCAUCAGGACGCUGAAUGAAGAGAGGCGCAGGAACACUCAAGAAAAAGAUUUGCUUAAGAAAGAGUUGGAGGUGUUGAAGAGGAAAAUGAAUACGAAAGGAGUUCGGUCCGGCUUUCCAUUUUUGUUUGUUUGCAUGGUUGCUCUUAUCAGCGUGGCAGUUGGAUAUUAUAUUCAUCCAUAAGGGAGAAAACUGCGUGUAUAGAUAGCAGACGUUCCAAAAUCAUGGAUUUCUCCGUAGUGACUAGAGAGAGGAUGGUUCAAUGUUUAUUGUGAUGGUUUUACUCAGCAAAUGUUAAUGUGAUAUGGGAAACUGUGAAUUGCAUGUAAAGUGAACUAAGCCUUUUAAUAGAAGUAUAAUAAACAGCGUUCUGAUAUCUUGA